CACGUGACGUAACCAGGGGGCGGGGCCACGCUUCACCGCUGCUUGUUUGCAGACAGCCUCACUUCCUAGGCUGCCAUUGCGGUGAACGAAGAAAGAAUAGAGCAAAAAACGAGAGGGGAGGGAGGGCGCCGAGAAGCGGCACGCCUCGAGGAAGAAGAAGACAAAAAAGGCUUGCUGCCCCUGGAGGAAGUAAUUGUAAAAGAGGUCUCGUAGCGGGAGGAAGCGAGCUUGAAGCCAGGCACAUUAGCUCCCCAUGGCUCAGUCGGCGGCUAACGGAGUGAGCCAGGACCUGGCCAGCAAGAGGCUGCACUCAAGGAUGGAGGCCUCCUGUUUAGAGUUGGCCUUGGAAGGAGAGCGGCUCUGCAAGGCUGGAGACUUUAAAGGGGGAACAGCGUUUUUUGAGGCAGCCGUCCAGGUGGGUACAGAAGACCUGAAGACCCUCAGUGCCAUCUACAGCCAGCUUGGCAAUGCCUACUUUUACCUCAAGGAGUAUGGCAAAGCCCUGGAAUACCACAAACAUGACCUCACUUUGGCCAGAACUAUAGGAGACAGAAUUGGAGAAGGAAAAGCCAGUGGUAACCUCGGUAACACUUUAAAAGUAUUGGGGCGCUUUGAUGAGGCUGUCGUCUGCUGCCAAAGACAUCUGGACAUUGCGCAAGAGCAGGGUGACAAGGUUGGAGAGGCCAGAGCGCUGUAUAACAUUGGGAAUGUAUUUCAUGCAAAGGGCAAGCAGCAGCUAUGGGGUUGCCCCCAGGAACCAGGAGAUCUGCCAGCUGAUGUUAGAGACACACUGCAGAAAGCAACUGACUUUUAUGAAAUGAAUUUGUGUUUGGUCAAAGAGCUUGGUGAUCGAGCUGCUCAGGGGAGGGCCUAUGGGAACCUUGGCAAUACCCACUACCUGCUGGGUAACUUCGUCGAAGCAAUCAAGUUUCAUCGUCAGCGAUUAUCCAUUGCUAAAGAGUUUGGAGACAAAGCAGCUGAAAGGCGAGCCUACAGUAACCUCGGCAAUGCCUUGAUAUUCCUGGGACAGUUCAACGCAGCCACAGAAUACUACAGGAAAACUCUACAGCUGUCCAGGCAGCUGAGGGACCAGGUGAUGGAGGCUCAGGCCUGUUACAGUCUGGGAAACACUUACACUUUGCUGCAGCAGUACGAGAGGGCCAUAGACUACCAUCUGAAGCACUUGUGUAUAGCCCAACAGCUCAAUGACAGGGUUGGUGAGGGUCGUGCCUGCUGGAGUCUGGGAAAUGCUUAUGUGUCAUUAGGGAACCACAAACAAGCUCUUCACUAUGCCCGAAAGCACCUCGACAUCUCCAGAGAAAUUGGAGACAGAAAUGGGGAGCUGACAGCCAGAAUGAAUGUGGAGCAGCUGAUGGAGGCUCUUGGAGUCAAUGAAAGCGAUCUGUCUCCUUCCAGUUCAGAGUUUGAGAUGCAAGGAGCAAGACCCAAAAUUACCAAGAGAAACAGCAUGGACAGUGUAGAGCUAUGGAAGUACUCUUCAGAUAAGAAUGGGGACAACCAAAACUUGGAAAGUAUACCAAGAAGAUCAAAAAGUCAUGUCACACAAGCUGGUAAAAGAAAAGGCUACUCUGACAGUCAGUCAUCAGAUGAAAGACUCUGGUUGGAUUCACCUGUAGACACUGAUGACAUCACUGUUCAAGUCCCACCUCCAGUGCCGAAGCUGGGCCGUGACCCCUCUGAUGAGGACUGCUUCUUUGACCUCCUCAGCAAGUUCCAGAGCAGCCGCAUGGACGACCAGCGCUGCCAUCUUGAUGAGCCGCAGAACGGGGACAACAGAGAGGGGAGUGCAAACACGCCAACCCUGAAUGAGAUGAUAGAUCCUGCAAUUACUACUUCCCCUCAGACUGAAGAGCUCUUUGAUUUGAUUGCUAGCUCUCAGAGUCGUCGUCUUGAUGAUCAACGUGUAAGUGUUGGAAACCUUCCAGGCCUUCGGAUUACACAGAACAAUUUGGGGCAUCUUGUUGGCGAGGGAGAUCAUCAAGAGCCCAGCGACGACUUCUUCAACAUGCUUAUAAAAUGUCAGUCCUCCAGGAUUGACGAUCAGCGGUGCUCCCCACCAGAAGCAGGUCCUCAUGCCCCUACAGUGCCCGAUGAAGACUUCUUCAGCCUAAUCCAGAGGGUGCAGGCAAAGCGCAUGGACGAGCAGCGAGUCCAGCUGCCCACAGACGACCAGGCCAGCCCUCAAUCCCCUGACCAAGAGCCCCCCGGUGGCUUUCCAAGCUAAGAGUUUGGUGAAUGACGCCAUGCAACUUCGUGUCAAAAAAAGUAAGAACAUAAAAAAAAAAUGAAAGAAUGAUGAGCUGACAUUUAAAGAUGGCACCGAAGAUGAACUAAAUAGAUUAUUAAAAAGUCAAAUUCCAUGUGCAAUAGGUUGUGCUCCAUUUAGUGUUGCUUGAUGUAUCAAGUGCAAAUAUAAUAAAACAUGCAAAAUARAGGCUUGACGGGAGGCAACAAAGACUAGUUUGGGGGUGAAAUAACAGAAAAAAGUGUAUAUAUUAAAUCUAAUGCCUUAAUCUGAAUAUUUUUCAGACCCCAAGAUUGUAUUCUCUACUGUCAGAUGUGUUUUUUUUUUUCUUCUUGGAAGAACAGGAUGGACCUACAGUUGGAUAUGGACAGCUAAUGUGGAGACCCGCAGUGUGAACUGUGAACAUCAUAAAGGUUUAUGUAGAAAAACUGUCACUGACAAGUGUGCACUGACGUUUUAUUAAAAAUAAUAAUAAUGAAAUAGGAAUUAUAAGGUUAAUUUUAGUAAAAUUUAUUUCAAAAUUUCAUUAAAUAAUGCUGCUUUUUUCAGUUCAAAUAAAAAGAGUGUUAAUUUUGCACUAACAGUAUUAGUAUUGGCUUUUGAGUGUUAAAAUGUUUUGGUCACUUUAUUUUUAUUUAUCAAAUUGACAAGAWUUUUUUCCAACUUUGACAAAGUAAAGUGUUUAAAUUAAAUUAUUGACAAAACCAUAUUUUUACUUGUAUGCAAUUGCGAGAGUUUUCUUUACAAAAUAUGCAGUAACCAAGAUUACUGAGCAAAUUAUACAACCUUCUUACCUAAAAAACAGAAACAUGCUAAAUGAAGCUGGAUUUAAAGUUUUUUUUUAAUGUUUCUUAAUGUUUAUUUAGGGUUUUUAUCAGCUGCCCUUAAUAUGCCAAAAGUUUGUCAGCUAACUACGGUUUACAACAAAUAUUAUCAGUCAUCUCAGCAUUAAAACAGUGAAAUAAGUGUCAAAUUUUAGUAAUGCUAAAUCUCCACAUUGUGGUGUUAGUAUAGACUGCCUCUUUGUGGUCAAAACCUUUUAUUACAUCUGUGAAUUACAGUCUGUUGGGACUAAAAGGCAAUCCAACUUUGACCAUUCAGUUUUGUUAAUCUGCACCAUAAAUAUGGAAAUCUUUUUUGCAAAAUGUAAAGUACAUCUUUUUUUUAAAGCAAUGUGUGCUCUACAGUUUGUUUAAGACAGAGUUCAAACUCCAGAUAGGCAAAUCUGAAAAGGAUGUUCGCCACAGCAUCUCUUUAAUGGUACUUAACUUUUUUUUUACUUUCUCUUGAGGCUUGAGUUUUUUUCAGAAGUAGUGCAUACCUCUUUGUUUAUCAAAGCAUAGAMGCGUUAAAUGAUGAGCCAGGCUCGAUCAUGUUGUAAUACUUUAUUCAUCUCUUUUUGUAACCAACACAUUGGGAGCUGCAGUUAAUAUAUUCCUUUUCUGUAUGUUUUUUUUUCUUUUGGGGCAAUUUCACACUCAUAGAAAGUAUCUGGAAUGCUUCAGAUUGCCUUUGCCAUAAUUUGUACAUAUAAAUAUAUUUUGUAUUUAUGUUCCUUUUGAGGACAUGAAUAUGUCGCCUCAUGCUUUUAAUAAAACGUUUCUGAUGUUGA
Molecule: messenger RNA, 3878 nt
Organism: Austrofundulus limnaeus
Lineage: Eukaryota; Metazoa; Chordata; Actinopteri; Cyprinodontiformes; Rivulidae
Gene: gpsm1b
Product: G protein signaling modulator 1b
Exons: 14
Coding region: 254-2245 (663 amino acids)
Biological process (GO): establishment of mitotic spindle orientation
Cellular component (GO): cell cortex
Molecular function (GO): G-protein alpha-subunit binding; GDP-dissociation inhibitor activity
Source: RefSeq, a predicted model, not a curated record